Molecule: messenger RNA, 1031 nt
Organism: Myiozetetes cayanensis
Lineage: Eukaryota; Metazoa; Chordata; Aves; Passeriformes; Tyrannidae
Gene: REEP4
Product: receptor accessory protein 4
Exons: 7
Coding region: 85-951 (288 amino acids)
Biological process (GO): endoplasmic reticulum tubular network organization
Cellular component (GO): endoplasmic reticulum tubular network; endoplasmic reticulum membrane; cytoplasmic microtubule
Molecular function (GO): microtubule binding
Source: RefSeq, a predicted model, not a curated record
GGGGGAUCUUUGGGAGCCCCCAGGGCGGGCACAGCGCCCACCCUCCCGCCCGGCACCAUCCGAGGCUCCGGCCCCGCCCGCACCAUGGUGUCCUGGAUCCUCAGCCGGGUGAUCGAGCUGGUUUUUGGGAUGCUCUACCCGGCCUACGCGUCCUACAAGGCUGUGAAGGCCAAAAACAUCCGGGAAUACGUCCGAUGGAUGAUGUACUGGAUCGUCUUCGCCCUCUUCAUGGCCACAGAGACCUUCACUGACCUUCUCAUCUCCUGGUUCCCGUUCUACUACGAGGUGAAGAUGGCCUUUGUGCUGUGGCUGCUGUCCCCGUACACGCGGGGGGCCAGCCUGCUCUACCGCCGCUUCGUGCACCCCACGCUGGCCCGCAAGGAGAAGGACAUCGACACCUUCCUGGUGCGGACCCGGGAGCGGAGCUACGAGGCGAUGCUGCACUUUGGCAAGAGGGGCCUCAACCUGGCGGCCACCGCCGCCGUCCAGGCGGCCACCAAGAGCCAGGGCGCCCUGGCCGGGCGGCUGCGCAGCUUCAGCAUGCAGGACCUGCGCUCCCUGCCCGACGAGGGCCCCGCCAGCUUCCAGGACCCGCUGUACCUGGAGGAGCAGGACAGCCGCCGGCUGGGUGAGCUGGGGAGGGGGGUCCCAGGGCUCAGCAAAGCCCAGGGGGGGGCCGUGGUGGCAGCUGCGGCGUCCCCUUUGUCCCCUCGGUCCCCAGGCUGUGUUGCAGCUUCGUCCAGCCGGCGCUACGAGAGCGAGACGGAGGACGAGGAGCCGUGGUCGGACUCGCAGGUGUCCCCUCAGCCUUCCCCGCGCCGGGAUCACAAACCCCUGUCCCGCAGCCAGAGCCUGCGCUCCCUCAGGAAGGCCCCGGGAAAAGAGGGCUCUUCCCGGCUCCUGCGCAUCCGGAUCAGGAGGAAAACGACUCCCUCAGAUCUGGACAGCUAAAAACCCCGGGAAACCUCUGCCAGGAGUCUUUACAUGAGUUUGCUGCUGCGGCGUCGGGAAGGAGAGGCGGUUCCUGCAUU